AUGGGUGAUAUAAAAUCAACGUUCUGGUCCGAUUCAACUGUGGCACUACAGUGGCUCAAAUCUCCACCCAGUACCUGGAAGACCUUCGUAGCAAAUCGGGUCUCAGAGAUCCAAACAGCAACACACGGAUCAGUUUGGAAUCACGUUUCUGGCACUCAAAAUCCGGCCGAUCUAGUUUCCAGAGGUAUGCAAGUUGAGGAUUUUUUGAAAAGCAAACUGUGGGUACAGGGGCCGAACUGGUUGUCUGAAGCAGAAGCGAAAUGGCCAGUUUCACGAUCACUCACUACCAAGGAAGCAGAAGGAGAAAGACACCCAGAAUUUGUUGCUGUUUGCAGAAGUGAAUCAUCGGUAAACCCUCUCUUCUGUCAAUACUCUCGCCUUUCUUUCCUGAUUCGAGUAGUAGCAUACUGCCAGAAGUUCAUCCAGAAUGUUAAUUUGAAAGCUCGAACUAAUCCUCAAACUGUUGUUAAUUCAAAACCACGAACACUUACGGUAGACCAACUAUCCCAAGCCAAGCUUCUUUUAGUACGUCUUGCCCAGGCUGACGGAUUCCAGGAAGAAGUUAAACAGUUGACCAAAGGGGAGAUUUUAGCCAAAUCUUCUAAAAUCCGAACAUUAAGACCAUUUAUUGAUUCAGAGGGUAUCAUACGUGUGGGGGGGCGGUUAAACCUUUUGCAACAACCAUUCCUAUCCAAGCACCCAGCUCUGCUCCCUACUUUCCAUCCACUAACAACAAUGAUUGCCAAAUUUUAUCACCAAAAAUUGGUUCAUGGUGGCGGCCGUGUUACUUUGGCCGUAAUGCGGGAGACAUACUGGCCAGUAAAUGGACGUCGACUUAUGCACCUCAUCAUCCGAAAUUGUAUCCCAUGCACUCGAGCCAAUCCCGUUCCGGCGCAGCAACAAACAGGGCAGCUUCCAUUAUCCAGAAUCACCGUUAGCAGACCAUUCAGCAUCACAGGAAUCGACUACGCAGGUCCAAUCUAUUUGAAACCAAUCCAUAAGCGGGCACCAUCUAUGAAGGGCUACAUAUGCGUCUUCAUCUGCUUCGUGACCAAAGCGGUCCACCUCGAAGCAGCUACUGAUUUAUCAACAGAGGCCUUCCUGAACGUUCUUCGACGAUUUGUCUCUCGCCGAGGCCGACCUACGGAUCUACAUUCGGACAAUGGCAAGAAUUUCGUUGGAGCAAAAAAUGAGCUACAUCAUUUGUUUUUGAUGCUCUCUAGCGAAGACGAACUAGGAAAAAUUCAUCGAUCCUGUGCAGAAGAAGAGAUCAGAUGGCACCUCAACCCCCCAAAGGCCCUCCACUUUGGCGGACUCUGGGAGGCUGCCGUAAAAGUGGCAAAAAAACAUCUGUAUCGCCAAUUGGGUAAAUCUUUGCUUUCUUAUGAGGAUUUGUCCACAGUUCUAUCCCAGAUAGAAGCCGCCAUGAACUCACGCCCGAUUGUUCCUAUGAGUGAUGACCCAAAUGAGUUAUCCGCUAUUACUCCGGCACAUUUUCUUAUCGGGUCAUCAAUGUAUUCCUUGCCAGACAGAAAUUUGUGUGACGUAGUUCCUAACCGUCUCAAUCAUUAUCAUCGUCUUCAGCAACUCUAUCAACAGUUUUGGCACCAUUGGAGAAAGGAGUACCUACAGGAAAUGCAGAAAGAUUUUAAAUUCCGGGAACCAAAUCGUAAUUUGGUACCCGGUCAACUGGUCAUACUGAAAGAUGAAUUUCAACACCCUGUCCGUUGGCCACUGGCAAAGAUCUCCAAAGUUUUUCCAGGCAAAGAUGGUUUGGUGCGAGUGAUUGAUAUCAAGACUGCAAAAGGCAACUUCAAGCGCGAUAUCACUAAGAUAUGUCCGCUACCAAUCGAACGAACGGUAUCAACCCAUGAAGAUAGUCAACAGUCCAAUUCACCGGAACCAAUCCACUGA
Molecule: messenger RNA, 1914 nt
Organism: Uranotaenia lowii
Lineage: Eukaryota; Metazoa; Arthropoda; Insecta; Diptera; Culicidae
Exons: 1
Coding region: 1-1914 (637 amino acids)
Biological process (GO): DNA integration
Molecular function (GO): nucleic acid binding
Source: RefSeq, a predicted model, not a curated record